Molecule: messenger RNA, 4054 nt
Organism: Ylistrum balloti
Lineage: Eukaryota; Metazoa; Mollusca; Bivalvia; Pectinida; Pectinidae
Product: innexin unc-9-like
Exons: 2
Coding region: 106-1338 (410 amino acids)
Source: RefSeq, a predicted model, not a curated record
GAUCCGUGAACUCGUGAGAGCUGUACGACAAGCGACUGCCAUACUUGUUUUCGAUAGAAAGUUUAGACACUUUCGGAUAAACAGAGAGGGCACAAAUAUUACAGGAUGUCUGAACUACUGGGAUUCGUCCCAAGUUUUUCGAAACUUCGGGGGAAACCGAAUGACGAUUGGAUAGAUCGAAUGAGUCAUGUGUACACCGUGGUUGUCUUGGUGAUAUUCACAGUACUGGUCAGCUCUGGUCAGUUCUUCAAAGACCCGAUACAAUGCUGGCAUCCUGCAGAGUUCAAGGACUCAAUGGAAUCAUAUACGAAGUGGAACUGUUGGGUAAAAAACACUUAUUAUGUCCCUAUGAGUGACAUUAUUCCCGAGGAUAUUUCUUCCAGACAAGAAGCGGAAAUAACAUAUUAUCAAUGGGUACCAUUGAUCCUUCUGUUCCAAGCGUUCCUUUUUAAGUUCCCUAACAUGGUGUGGAGAAUAUUCAACGGUGGAUCAGGAUUAAAUCUCGACAAAGUUGUCCGCUUUGCUGAGAAGACGCAGAUGGUGAGUCCAGCUGACCGUGACGACACCAUAAACUGCCUGGCCAAGUUUAUGGACAAGUGGCUUGAUUCCAAUAAAGAACACCGAUGGAAUGUUGUAGUUCGGACCAAGCAUCAAAUUUCAAGGUUCAUGUGUUUCUUCUGCAACAAGCGAGCAGGGAAAUAUUUGACGGCGAUGUAUCUGUUCGUUAAAGUCCUUUACGUAGCGAACGCAAUCGGCCAGCUUUUCUUACUGAAUGCAUUCAUGUCUACAUCCUAUAACUUUUACGGUUUCGAAUUUCUUGAUAAUCUCAAUUCGGAUCGUCCCUGGAGAGAGUCCCCUCGCUUUCCUAGGAUCACACUGUGUGAUUUCCAGAUCCGCCAACUCCAGAACAUCCAGAGAUUUACUGUACAGUGUGUACUUCCGAUCAACUUGUUCAACGAAAAGGUCUUCAUUUUCAUCUGGUUCUGGUUGAUCUUUAUCGCCGUUCUUGCCUGCAUUAACCUCUUCCGUUGGCUGUAUCUCAUCGUCUUUGCAAAGAAUAAAGUCGAUUAUGUGAAGAAGUAUCUAAAAAUCAACAACGAACUCCACACCAACUUCGAUAAGAAAAUGUGCACACGAUUCGCUGAAAACUAUCUCCGUGACGACGGCGUAUUCGUGCUCCGAUUGGUCGCGAAAAAUUCAACAGACAUUGUGGUCACCGACCUUGUGCGUGACCUCUGGAAAAUCUUCAAAGAGAAACAGAGCACUAAAAAGAACGAGCUAGAACCAACCAUGGAGAACAAUUUCGAUGAUGCAAAAGAGAAAGAACCGCUAACAUGACGAUGUCCAUGCUGCGACACUGACGACGUCAAUUGACACGUGAUUAACACGUGACACAUUUUGUAAAUAGGCGGGAAAAAACAGCAGACGGACCAGUGUGGCAGCAGGUAUUGGUAGUGCGGUAGGCAGGUAACUUCCGGUCCCAUUCUCUUCAAGGCCUGGUCAGUUCCGCGAUCACGACACCCAACAAUUUCGACAUUGAAACAUAUUUCGUUGAUUUGUGUCAAAUUUUUGGAAUUUGAUUUACUCUUUUAUAGAGGUAAAACUUACCAGGAUUUGAAGAGCCGGCCUGGAUCCCCAGUUUCAAAACAUAUCUAAAAAUAGAUUUUAUUCCUCCACUUACGAUGUUAUUGGAUAAAAUUAUGUUUUGGAACUGGGGUCAGUGAAUGGUGACUGUUAGCGCUGUCCGCGUUGCUUUGCCUCGCUGGCCAUAUUGUAGGUGCUAGGUGCGUGAAUCAUUCCAGUGUUUGAUCCAAGGAACCCUUUUAGACGUUUUUGCUUAUAGCGUUGAUCACUUUGAAGACUAUUUCCUAAAUUUGUCAGAAUUGAGAAAUAGUAUAUUGCCAAGAUAUUUUUAGUGAAUGUCAACUCGUCCAAAGGACCAAAUUACUGUUGACAAUGGUUAUCAUUCAUUGUGAUAUCACAUUUAUUGUACUAGUAAGUUGUGAAUUAAUUUUUGUUCUAGAAUUUCGCGAGACAUUUUCAAAAUUCGAAAUAGGGUAAUAUUUUUGUUUUAUUUCAAUAUACCUUCGUUUAUGAAUGUCAGUUGCCUUGAUAUACAAAUAUACUUGUCAUAAUUGCCAGACAAUUUCAAAUAUCCACAUUGUCUGUAUCUAUGGACAUUUUUCUGGUAACUUGACCGGACAAUAAAUAAAACGUGAGGUUUACUGUGAUAUGAUACUCUUUUUUCCCUAUUUUAAAUUGAAUUCAAUUUUAUUUAUUUUCUUUAAAUUUACAGUUAUUCCACGUUAUGUUAAUCUAUUUGUUAAAAAGCAUUUCUAACCGAACGUAAAAUCAUCGUUUCAUUUUCGCAAACAAUCUACAUCGUGUACAUCUUUCAGGUAUUCUAAAAUAAUCUUCUUAAAAUAUUGAGGUUUAGGUAAAAUUUUAUAAUAGAAUUUGUUUUGAUUGUUUUUCUUUGCGCAUUUCAUUAUUGUUUAUAUUCAUAUACUCAUUAUCAUAGGGGGCAUUAUAUGUUUGUGCUCAAAUGGCUGCCAGAACGUGCCUUAUGUAAAUACAGAUGUAUAUUGAUGAUAAUUGUAUACCAUAAGCAUUACAUAUAUAUUUUAUAACCAUUUUUCCUUGCUGAAGUUAACACAAAAUUACACCGUCUUCCAUUUUGUAUAGCAUUUUAGAUUAGUUUAAUAAUCAAUCGAUUUUAUGUACUAUUUUCUGCAUGUGAGUUUAGAUAGAUAAUUUUAAUCAACCAGUGAAGCUAUAUAUAGUACAAUAUAGACCACCACGUAGUUACAAAUGACGUCAUAAUUUGGUACCAAAGUUACCACAUUUCUCAUCAACAUUUAUAAGUUGAAAUAUGUAUUAAAAAGAGACUUUUUAGAUCACAUUUAUCAAUGAUUAAGACAGGAGAAAUAAGAAAAAUUAAUAGUGAAACUGAAAAAAUGGCUUGCAUCUUUUUUUCCAAAGCCAAGAUUGUCGCAUGACGUCAUUCAAGUUUUACGUCACAAUGAUUUACGCUAUUUGUUCACGUGUCAUACUUGUAACAGAUAAAGUCAGGUGAGUGUGAAAUAUAUAAAGUACCGACUUUUAGAUAAAAAAAAAAUGUCACAACGCGAAGAUAUGGACCACUGGGUGUCCUUGAAGGCGUUUUAAUUAACGCGAAGAUAUGGACCACUGGGUGUCCUUAAAGGCGUUUCCAUAAUUAAUGUAAUGGAUGUUAAAACACGAAUGAUAGAGUAGAUAUGAUUGAUAAUUACUAAUCAAAUUAAUUCACUUGUUAUAGUGUUCACUGUUUGAUCUUGCCAAAAUGAACAAAAUAUUUUUUUAUUUGCUUCAACAUUCUAUUGUGAUCUCAUAAUUGUUUGUGUAAACUUGAGCUCGGGUUGUUUAAAAGUAUAUAAAUAUUUUUGAAACAUUUGAUUUUGAUGUUUUAUCUGGAUCACUUACGUGUGUUAAGAUUUAUGACGAAAUAAAGUUUACCACUUAUUUAUAUAGGGGUAUGGAAGCUGAUAAGCAUGGUGUUGAUAUUAAAGUAUUGGCAUUCCAGAGUAUUAUAUGUCUGGACACGAAAAUUGCACUGUGUUUGUAAUUCACUCGGAACACAUGUUUUCUCUUUGAUAAAACCGGAAGCCGAUAAUAAGGAAAACACGAGGUAUUCCGAUAGGAUAUUUCACUGCACACGAAAUGUGGUUUGUUUUCUACGAAAUUGGAUGGAUGUUGUACUUAAAUAUUUGAUAUGUGAGGUUUGUGUGAAGCUUUCUCUAUAUGGCUGAAUAAGUAUGUAAAAGAGAAAAUUAUACAUGUUAAAAAGUACUGGAAAAUGUAUAAAUUUGCAUGCUUUGCAAGAAUAUAAAAAAAACGAUACACUGUGCAUCUGAAAAAACGCUGCAUGUGUAAAUGUUUCCCGAUACCAUGUCUGUCUAACAUACGGACACCACACUGUCUGUCCUUCGUCCGUCUGCUGUAUAAAGUCUUUGUGUGAAGGAGGAGGACACUUAGUUGUAAAGCAUUUUCAUGAAUAAAUCAAAUAUCACAAGAA